Cucurbita maxima (winter squash) is the source of this 2201-nucleotide messenger RNA. RefSeq names its product protein DETOXIFICATION 46, chloroplastic. Lineage: Eukaryota; Viridiplantae; Streptophyta; Magnoliopsida; Cucurbitales; Cucurbitaceae. Gene Ontology annotation, cellular component: membrane. Gene Ontology annotation, biological process: transmembrane transport. Gene Ontology annotation, molecular function: antiporter activity; xenobiotic transmembrane transporter activity. The coding region runs from base 185 to 1825 and encodes 546 amino acids. The record is from RefSeq and is a predicted model, not a curated record. The transcript is spliced from 14 exons.
ACAACGGCCAAGAUUCGUCCACGUGGCAUCACCUCUUUCAACUUUCUAUUCUCAGAAACCAAAAGCUCCCAUGGCGGACCAUUCAACCGACCACUUCUUCGUCCUCCUCAUGACUGUGACCUAAUUUCCUCUCCCCGAAGUCUGGAGCUUAAGUUCGUUCCUUCCAACUUUCCGGCGCCAAAAAAUGGCUUCCGUAAUCCUCCAUUCUCCUUUCUCAGUCACUGCUCGAAUCCAUAACCCUAAUAAUCUCAGACCACUCUCCCCCCCUUCAUUUCCCACCAUUUUCUUUCGUUCAUCUUCCUCCCCUUUAGCUAUAGAUUUGUCGUCGCGGAUUAACCGCCGAUUCGCGGUUCCUCGCCGGCGUCACGAGUGGGAAGUCGGCUGCCUCGAGAUUGAGAGCGAAAUCGGCAUUGAAGUACAAGAAAAUGAACAGUUAUUGGGGAGUGGAGGAGGAGAAGAAUUGGGGAGCCAAGGGUUGUUGACUCAGAUGAAGGAGAUUGUAACGUUUACAGGGCCUGCCAUUGGAUUGUGGAUUUGUGGACCAUUAAUGAGUCUCAUUGACACUGCGGUUAUUGGCCAGGGAAGCGCUGUUGAGCUUGCUGCUUUAGGCCCAGCAACAGUGUUAUGUGAUUAUACGAGCUACGUGUUCAUGUUUCUUAGUAUCGCAACUUCAAACAUGGUAGCCACAGCCCUUGCCAAACAGGAUAAAAACGAAGUGCAGCACCACAUAUCAGUAUUGCUAUUUGUGGGGCUGAUAUCUGGUUUCCUGAUGCUCUUAGUUACCAAACUAUUGGGUUCAGUGGCGCUAACUGCUUUUGUGGGGACAAAGAACGCUGAUAUCAUACCGGCUGCAAACACCUAUAUUCAGAUUCGAGGUUUGGCAUGGCCCGCAAUUCUCACUGGCUGGGUUGCUCAGAGUGCAAGUCUUGGCAUGAAAGAUUCCUGGGGACCUCUGAAGGCUUUGGCUGUUGCGAGUAUUGUAAAUGGCAUAGGUGAUGUUGUCCUAUGCAUGUUUCUAGGAUAUGGUAUUGCUGGUGCAGCAUGGGCAACUAUGGUAUCACAGGUUAUUGCAGCUUAUAUGAUGAUAGAAGCACUAAACAAGAAAGCAUACAAUGGAUUUGCUCUAUCGGUUCCCUCGUCUGGUGAAUUCUUUUCGAUACUUGGACUUGCUGCUCCUGUAUUUCUACCAAUGAUGUCAAAGGUGGUUUUUUAUUCUCUCCUCAUCUACUAUGCUACGUCGAUGGGCACACACAUCAUGGCUGCUCAUCAGGUUAUGAUUCAAACAUUUUGUAUGUGUACCGUAUGGGGUGAACCUCUCUCUCAAACUGCUCAGUCAUUUAUGCCUGGGUUGAUCAAUGGAGUGAAUCGUAAUUUGGAUAAGGCCCGGAUGUUGCUAAAGUCACUCUUGAUCAUAGGAGCUAUAUUUGGUCUCAUAUUAGGGUCAAUUGGAACAUUAGUUCCUUGGUUGUUCCCCUAUCUCUUCACACCUGAAGAGAGGAUUAUUCAGGAGAUGCAUAAAGUGUUGAUUCCAUAUUUCUUGGCGCUAGUCAUAACACCCCCAACUCAUAGCUUAGAAGGGACGUUAUUGGCUGGCCGAGAUCUUAAAUUUAUUAGUUUGUCGAUGACUGGAUGCCUUUCUCUUGGCGCCCUUGUAUUGCUGGUUAUUAGCAGUAGGGGUUAUGGUUUGACAGGCUGCUGGUAUGCGCUGACCGGAUUUCAAUGGGCUCGGUUUCUUAUCGCUCUUCGGCGCAUCCUCUCUCCUGAUGGAAUGCUUUACAGCAGUGAUUUAAGCCAUUAUAAACUAGAAAAGCCAAAAGCUGCAUAGGUGAGUCCAUAUGAGCUGCUGUGGACGAUUCAAUAGUUUUUCGAUGUCUUUGCCCUAGUUUGAUAAAGGAAUAGAUCUAAGCUGAAUGGCUGCUGAAACCAGUGUUAUAUAAGAAGCAUAGAAUUUCACCGGCAAUUUUGGAAGGUUGUGCUCCUGAAUGAAGCUUAAAACAGAUAGCAGAUUAACUUUAUCUUAGGCUUCUUUUAGCUAUAUCUGAAUGAAGUCUUUCGCUUGUGCAUCAUAAGGAGUGUUGCCUUUAAGGUUGUUUUUUUCUGUCAAAAUUGCCUGAAAGUAUGCAUCUUUCAUUUGAUUGUACCACUAUUCUUUAAUUGAAGCUUAUAUAAGUUUGUUUAAUAGCCACCAAAAUGGCAAAAUA